Leopardus geoffroyi (Geoffroy's cat) is the source of this 6990-nucleotide messenger RNA. It is a transcript of the gene FYCO1, whose product is annotated as FYVE and coiled-coil domain autophagy adaptor 1. Lineage: Eukaryota; Metazoa; Chordata; Mammalia; Carnivora; Felidae. Gene Ontology annotation, biological process: plus-end-directed vesicle transport along microtubule; positive regulation of autophagosome maturation. Gene Ontology annotation, molecular function: metal ion binding. The coding region runs from base 214 to 4521 and encodes 1435 amino acids. The record is from RefSeq and is a predicted model, not a curated record. Gene Ontology annotation, cellular component: autophagosome; lysosome; late endosome. The transcript has 18 exons.
GUGCCGGGAGUUGUAGUCCGCGCCCGCCUGCGGCGGCUCUGCGUAUCAUGGCGGGCUGCGCCGCGCUACCGCACUCUUCCGCUGGGCCCCAGAAAGUUUCGCUUCUGCCAAACAGUGGACCCACAAGCGCGUGUCACCAUGGAGUCUGACCUCUGCUGAGCGGACCCAGGCGGGAGGCACACAGCCGAGAGAGGCGGCCCGCAGCCAGUGGCCAUGGCCUCCCCCAUCGCAGAGAGCCAGCUGCAGAGAAUCAUCCGCGAUUUGCAAGAUGCUGUGACAGAGCUAAGCAAAGAAUUUAAGGAAGCAGGGGAGCCCAUCACGGAUGACAGCACCAGCUUACACAAGUUUUCUUAUAAACUCGAGUAUCUCCUUCAAUUCGAUCAGAAGGAGAAGGCCACCCUUCUGGGCAACAGGAAGGACUACUGGGAUUACUUCUGUGCCUGCCUGGCCAAGGUGAAAGGAGCCAAUGACGGGAUCCGAUUCGUCAAGUCGAUUCCGGAGCUCCGGACAUCUCUGGGAAGAGGAAGGGCGUUCAUUCGCUACUCCCUGGUGCACCAGCGGUUGGCAGAUACCUUACAGCAGUGCUUCAUGAACACCAAAGUGACCAGUGACUGGUAUUAUGCACAGAGCCCCUUUCUGAAACCGAAGCUCAGCUCCGACAUCGUGGGCCAGCUCUACGAGCUGACUGAGGUUCAGUUUGACCUGGCAUCCAGGGGCUACGAUUUGGACGCCGCCUGGCCGACGUUUGCCAGGAGGACGCUGGCCACUGGCUCCUCUGCCUACCUGUGGAGACCCCCCAGCCGAAGCUCCAGCAUGAGCAGCUUGGUGAGCAACUACCUGCAGACUCAGGAGACGGCCUCCAGCUUUGACCUGAGCAGCCCCUUACACAACGAGGCGCUGGAGGGCUUCGACGAGAUGCGCCUGGAGCUGGACCAGCUGGAGGUGCGGGAGAAGCAGCUGCAGGAGCAGGUGCGCCAGCUGGACACAGAGAACCAGGAGCUGAGGGCCACCGUCAGCCUGCAGGGGGAGCAGCUGCAGACGGAGAGGGAGAGGGGCCGCGCCGCGGCUGAGGACAAUGCCCGCCUCACUCGCCUGGUGGCCGAGCUCCAGAAGCAGUGGGAGGUCACCCAGGCCACCCAGACCGCCGUGAAGGAGCUUCAGGAGUGCCUGCGGGCCCUGGAGCGGGGGGCGGCGGAGAAGGAGGAGGAUUCCCACUUGGCCCUGCGGCGGCUGGAGUCCAUGCUGCAGCCUCUGGCCCGGGAGCUCGAGGCCGCGUGGGGCUCGCCGGACAGGAAGAACCCGCGGUCAGCAGAGCAGGAGGCAGAUUCGGUGCCUGCUCCGGUGCCAGACACGCCGGGGCGGCGGAAGCCCCUCCCCGGGGACCCGGGGCCGGAGACCCAGGAGCUGGGGGAGAAGCUUCGGGCCCUGGAGAGAGAGCACGCCAAGGCCCAGGAGCUCAGCAGGCAGCAGAGCGCCCAGCUGGGGCAGCUGGCCGAGGAGCUGCGGCUGAAGGAGGAGGCCCGGGCCGGCCUGGAGCACCGGCUGGAGGAGCUGGCUGGGAAGGGGCAGGAGGCCACCCAGCUGCGGCGACAGCUACACGAGGCCCUCGCCCACCUGAGCUCCCUGGAGGAGGAGCUGGCAGAGGUGAGGCAGGAGGAGCGGCAGCGGCGACAGGAGAAGGAGCUGCUGGAGCAGGAGGCCGGGGCGCUGGCACGGCAGCUGCGGGUCCUGGAGGCCCAGCUGGCACAGCUGAGCCAGCACGUGGGUGACCUGGAGGAGCAGAGGCAGCAGCUCGCCCGGGACAGAGACCACCUGAGCCAGAAGGUGGGGGCGCUGGAGCGGCUGGCCGGGCAGCCGGGGCCCCCGGACGCCACCCCGCGGCAGGCCUCCAGGGGGCCGGAGGAGGGGCAGCGCAGCCCACAGGAGGGCCAGACGGGUGGCCCCGAGGCGCCAGGGAGCGGACGGGAGGAGAGGCUCCAGCAGGCCGACGGGGAGCUGAAGAAGGAGCUGCAGAAAGCACUGGAACACAACCAGCUCCUCGAGGGCAAGCUGCAGGCCCUGCAGGCCGACUACCAGGCGCUGCAGCAGCGGGAGGCGGCCAUCCGGAGCUCCCUGGCCUCCCUGGAGUCUGAGCAGGCCAGCAUCCGGCACAUGGGAGACCGGAUGGAGGCGAGCCUCCUGGCCGUGAGGAAGGCCAAGGAGACCAUGAGGGCCCACGCGGCGGAGAAGGAGGCCGCCCUGCGGAGCAAGGAGGCCGAGUGCCAGCAGCUGCGGGAGGCAGUGGGGCAGUGCCGGCAGCGGGCAGAGGCCCAGGAAAGGGAGCUCAAGGCGCUUGAGAGCCAGUGCCAGCAGCAGACCCAGCUGAUCGAGACCCUCCGUGCAGAGAAAGGCCAGCAGGGGCUCGGCUCCCCCGAAGGCACCACCCGCCGGGAGCCGGGGGCCCAGCUGGGCCUGAGUCAGGCAGAGCCAGAGGCCCGGCAGGGGGAGGCGGGGGUGCCAGACCUUCAGGCCGAGCUCCAGGCAGCCCUGGGUGACCGGGAGAAGGCCCAGAGCCAGCUGAGCGUGGCCGAGGCCGCUCUGAGGGAGCACAGGGCCCUCGUGCAGCAGCUGCAGGAGCAGAACGAGGCCCUCAAGAAGGCCCGCGGUCGGGAGCCGCCGCAGGGCUCGGGGCACGAAGGGGCGCUGCGGGAGGACGGGGCCGAGGAGGAGCAGUCCCCGGCAGGACACGGCUCCCGGGAAGCCCCGCUGGGACAGGCCGAGCCGCGGGAGCAGCUGCCCGGGGCCAGCGCAGACACAGCCGAGCCCCAUGGCCACCGCUGCACUCAGCUCGUGGAGAAACAGCAGGCGGAGGAGGCCCUGGCCCGCGCAGUCCAGGAGCUCCGUGACGCCAGAGAGGCGGCCUCAAGGGAGCGGGAGGGCCUGGAGCACCGAGUGGCUGGGCUGCAGCAAGAGAAGGACAGCUUGCAGGAGAGGCUGAAGGUGGCCGAGGAGGCGGCCCGCUCCUUGCCCGGCCUGCAGGCCCAGCUGGCCCAGGCCGAGCAGCGGGCGCAGAGCCUCCAGGAGGCCGCACACGAGGAGCUCAGCGCUCUCAAGUUCCAGCUGAGCACCGAGAUCAUGGACCACCAGAGCAGACUGAAGGCUGCCAGUGAAGACUGCGGGAGCCUCAGGGCCCAGCUUGAGGAGCGAGGCCGGCAGCUGCAGGCCGCCGAGGAGGCUGCGGAGAGGCUGAAGGCCACCCGGGCAGAGCUGGGAGAGAAGCUGAACUGCACUGGCAAGCGUCUCGCAGAGUGCCAGGCCGCCCUGCGGAAGAAGGACGAGGAGGGGGCUGUCCUGCGCGAGAGCUUGGACAGGACCCAGAAGGAACUCGAAAAGGCCACGACAAAAAUCCAGGAGUAUUACAACAGACUCUGCCAGGAGGUGACGAACCGGGAGAAGAAUGACCAGAAGAUGCUCGCGGACCUGGAUGACCUGAAUAGAACCAAGCAGUACCUGGAGGAGAGGCUGAUCGAGCUGCUCAGGGACAAGGAUGCUCUCUGGCAAAAGUCAGACGCCCUGGAGUUCCAGCAGAAGCUCAGCGCUGAGGAGAGGUGGCUCGGGGACGCGGAGGCCAGCCACUGUCACGACUGCAAGCGGGAGUUCAGCUGGAUGGUGCGGAGGCACCACUGCAGGAUCUGUGGCCGCAUCUUCUGCUACUACUGCUGCAACAACUACGUCCUGACCAAGCACGGCGGCAAGAAGGAGCGCUGCUGCAGGGCCUGCUUCCGCAAGUUCAGUGACGGCCCCGGCUCCCCCGACAGCGCCAGCUCGGGCACCAGCCAGGGAGAGCCCAGCCCUGCGCUGUCGCCGGCCCCAGGCCGCGCCGGGCCCCAGGCCGCCGGAGGCCAAGGUGUAGACGCGGACUGCAGGCCGCCGGACGAUGCCGCAUUUGACAUCAUCACCGAUGAGGAGCUGUGCCAGAUUCAGGAGUCGGGCUCCUCGCCUGAGACACCCACCGAAACUGACUCCCUCGACCCUAACAUGCCCGAACAGGACGCCGUGUCAAACUCGCUAACCCCUGAGGACACCGAAGACAUGCCGUUGGGGCAGGAUGCUGAGGUCUGCUUGCUGAAGUCUGGAGAAUUGAUGAUAAAGUUACCGCUGACGGUGGAAGAGAUCGCCAACUUCGGGGAGAGCAACAGGGAGCUGUUCGUGAGGUCCAGUACCUACAGCGUCAUCCCCAUCACUGUGGCUGAGGCGGGCCUCACCAUCAGCUGGGUCUUCUCCUCCGACCCCAAGAGCAUCUCCUUCAGCGUGGUCUUCCGGGAGGCCGAGGACACACCGCUGGACCAGUGUAAGGUCCUCAUCCCCACGACCCGAUGCAGCUCCCACAAGGAGAACAUCCAAGGCCAGCUCAAGGUCCGCACACCAGGCAUCUACAUGCUCAUCUUCGACAACACCUUUUCCAGGUUUGUCUCCAAGAAAGUGUUUUAUCACUUGACGGUUGACAGGCCUGUGAUCUACGAUGGAAGUGAUUUCCCGUAGCCUCAAGCACCUGGGUUCUGGUAGUUUCACUUUAUCCACAGGAAACACUACUCUUGCUCACCUGUCACAUAAAGCACUAAAAAAAAAAAAAAAAAAAAAAAACAGCGGCUCCAAAGCUGGCGGGCCACCCCUCAGAGCUGCUCCGUCUGGAGCACCUCGUACUCAGAACUUCGCACCGUCACUCUCAGCCUCCAUGGCUGUUAAGGGCUCAAGCACCGUUUCCCGUGAUUAGGGACCCGACUAUCCUCACACCCGAAGGGACACUCACUCUGCCAAAGGUUUAAACCCUCAGGAGACCAUCGGCCUCUCCCGGAGCCACAGCUGGCUCCAGGCCGCCCCCGUGGAGAGUUGCACAGGCCAGAGGCCAUGAUCCCAACUUGUGCCCGGGGAGAGAAAGGCCCCACUCUGCCCAGCAGGGGCCAGGCGUCCUGGGCGACCAUGAGCCGGGAUGUCCUGGCCAGACCCUGUUGAGUCCUCAGGCCGUGAGGCCCUUGGGCCUCCCAGGAAAAGGAGGCCACGGGGCCAUCCUGAGAGUCAGGGUGCCUGGGGGGCCCCUCCGGCGACUCCCUCCAGCCUCUUCCCGUCAUGCCUCUGUCCCUUCCUGCCCCAGUAAAUUUGGGGCUGCUUCAAACUCAACAGUUUUGGAGGGGCCUCGAGCUCCACUUUCUUCCUGGCUCUUCUGUCUGCAAAGUCCUGUCCUCGCGCAAAGCCCUUCACUCAGGCAGGCCCCUCAGCCACCCCCCUGAGGACGCGCACUGCGGCGCUGUCUCUGCACGGGCGGCUGAAGCCCCCGAAGCCGGCUAACCCUGACAGCCUGACCAACAGGCAGCAUCGCGCCUUGGCCCUUAGGACGCACUGUUCAGCUGAUGGGCUCUUUGUAUAAAUAAGAGCUUCUGCCUCACCUUCAGACGUGUUUCGUAACGAUCAUAAUCAGGGUAAGAACCACUUUCAAAUCUCGGGGCCUUCUUAACAAAAGUCUUUGGUAACCCAAGCGUAACAGGCAUCACUCACGAAUCUGCUCUGACUUCACUCCUCGGCCCCCACUUGCCACCCGCCUGCUCCCCAGCACCCCGUUUGCCCACUUCCCGUGGCUCAGCCUACACUUGACCCCCAGGAGCCAUCUCCCCUUGGGGCCGAGGAAUCCUGUGUCCUUUUCCUGGAAGGACAUAGCCUUCCCGCUGUCUGCGGCCCUCCUCUUCUCCCGCCGUACAGAGCUCACCUUCGAUGGCCUCUUUGUGCCUGGUUCACAGAGGCCAGAGCCCGAAGUCGGGGCUCAGACACUUCCACAGGUGAGCGGGGCAUCUGGAGCGGCCCCCUUCGGACAGGUCAGGGACCCCAGGCCACGUCCAGCACAGACCCCUCAGCUACCAGCCAGCAGAGAGGACUCAUGGGGCAGGGGUGGGGCAAGUAACCUCCAUGAUAGACUUGAGACUGUCACUUAACUGGGGACAUGGCUGCUUGCAGUCAGGUUGGGCAGGGCAAGGGGGUUGGUGAACAGAACCUUCCGGAGACAUCAACCCAGAGAAAAGCCGAGCCUCUCGUGCCCUUUCCUUGGAGCGGCCGCCCACGGCAGAAAGCCACCGGGGUCUCUAGCAUCUCCCAGUGGCCCAGGCCUUGACCGUGCUCAGCGCCAAGGCAAGAUGCGGCCGGGCUCCCAGAGACUCUCCCGAGCCCCACGCUUGCCCUCCCCGGUGUGCCACACGGUCUGAGGAUGGUUCCAGAGUAAACCAUGCCGCCUUUGAGCCCACCCUCUCCCCUGGAAAGGGUAAUCAGAAUUAGUGGCUGCCCGUAAUAACAAAACCCACAAAAGAGAAGCCAGAGCGGUCUGGAGUCUUGUGCUGAGUGCUUUCCCAGGAUGCCAUGCUGACUGGCCAGCUGAUGGUGCCCCCACCAUCCUGUGCAGCUAAUAGCUCCUGUGUUUCCUGAGAAAGGCCUGGAACAUUCCACCCAAGCCCCCUCGUGAACCUCUGUCAGUCAGCCCGGCAGGGGCCCAACAACACGCUUAGCGCGCCCGGCUCUUGCGAAGCCAGCCCAGAGCCGCUGCUCCAGGAGCACAGGGGCCCCUGGUGGCGUGCAGUGCCCCCGCUCCGGAACGCUGACCCUGACCGCAGUUGUUCAGAGGGUCGCCGAUCCCCCGGCGGUCACGUCCUGGCUCCAUAUCCUAUUUAUUGUUUGUGCUGGACAGACUCUUCUCCCUCGUUACUUUGCAGCGUGAGCUCGAGUUUGCUGUGUGUUACGCAACUAGAGAGAACACGUUGGCCUGUUUCAGUGUGGCUUGUACGAAUAGCUUUAUUCUCAUUUUAAACAGGUUCUUGACUUUUCUGAGGUUUGGGGGUGGGGGGAGUUUUCCAAAACCGCAGAUGACAAUGCAGAACAACCAUUGAAGGUGGUAGCCCCAGCCAGUAGACUGAAUGACACUAGAAAUCAUCAGGAGGAGACCUCCUUGGGACCCCAGAUCACUAUGCAAAA